AUGAAUCUUGCGACGGUCGAUCAAAGUGCGGAACUAAGCAGUCCUGACAUGUGUGGAUUCCUUGCCAAUGUUAACGUGUUAUUGAGAUCCAGGCUAAUAAACACGAAACUCUCCUCCUCUGAUUCAUGUGGUUUCAUCAUUGUGACCUCGUUGGGAGCUGCACUGACGACGGCGGGCUGGGCGUUUUGGCGCGCGCUCGUCGGUCCUUCGGCCGAGGAAGAGGAAGAAGCCCGUGUUGUUGCUAUUGAAAAACAAGAGAGGGAAUUUCACGAGUUUGUACGUCAGCAAAUAAUUUGUUUAAUAAUCUUUAUAUCACUGUAUUUGCUGUCCUAUUGGAUCAUUUCAUUGUUCAAAUCGAAAUCUGACAAUGAUUCGUUGUAUUCCGGUGAUGAGGAUUACUUUGUAUAUAGAAUUAGUGUGUGGAUGUGUGCAGCAUCACUUGCAAUCUCAAUAGGUUCUAUCGCCCUGCUGCCGUUCUCGGUGGUUAGCUCAGAACUCCUGCAGCGGUAUCCAGACAACUAUUAUUUACAAUGGAUGUCGUGGUCGUUGAUAAAUAGCUUGUGGAACUACGUUUUUGCACUCUCAAAUCUCAGCCUUUUCGUCUUGUUACCAUUCAGCUAUUUCUUCAUCGAAUCGCAAGGCUUCAGUAAGAACAAGAAUGGCAUCAUGCAGCGAGUUUACGAGACAUUAGCUGUUUGUGCAUUGCUCAUUGUUGUGUUAUUAUGUCUAGCGGAUGUAGUUCUGACAAUGGUUUCAUCUUCCGUUUCUUUGAUAAGCAUAACCUCCGUAAAUUUGCCACUUAUUUACUCAUUUGUAUCGUUCGCUGGAGUAAUGUUGCUGCUAUUGUCAACACCAAUUGGUUUCGCAAAAAUGUUUGGAGUUGUAGGAGAAAUGACAAUGAAUUCCAUAUCGGUCCCGGACCAGGAUGAUAUCGUUGUGGAUCGACUGGAAAGGUAUUGUCAAGAGCGCGCCAAAACAGCCAGCAAUUGCGUUACAAACAACAACAUCAAUAACAGCACUUUUGAUGGAUUAUCACCGUUUUACUCGCCUGUCUCUCACGGUUACUCGCCAUUGCGAUAUAGGCCAGCAGAGUUGACGUCAAAUGGAUUUCUGGGUGCUGGUGAUCGCGGGGAUCCGUACUACUCGUUCUUCUCAGUUUACGGAUGCUCGCCUAUGUCGAAUGCCUCAGUUUCUACUGUAGAAGGAAAUGGAGACUGCGGUUUGGAUUUCCAUCUGAAAGGUACGGACACCAAUGAGUGGGCGAAACGACGGGAGAGUAUUGGUUGGAAUAAUGGAUUCGCCUUGAAAUCGUCGUCAUCUGGAGUUGUUUCACGUCAGUUCUGGACCUCGCUGCGUCAAAAGUCAUUGAAAUGGUGCCAGCAGUUCACUCGCAUUGUUAAAUAUCCUGCAAUCGUAAUCACUCUGUUGGCACUCACUGGGAUUUCCCUGUUGAUGGUAGUGAUCAAUUCACUAAAACUUAUGUUCGGAUUCCGAAGUCUACCAGUAUACGCACAAUACAUGGAAGUGCAUACAAGACAUUCACUCGGCAUCCUAGGAGUGGUUAUUGAGAGCGUCACGAUAAUGUAUGUGAUGGCAACUUCACUCACUGGUCUCUAUUCGGUGCCAUUCAUACGUGCACUGCGUCCACAUCGAGCGCGCACCUCGUUAACAGUGAUAAUAAUCAACUGUAGCCUGGUGUUAGUACUUAGUUCAGCGUUGCCUGUUCUUGCGAACACUCUCGGUAUCACGUCCUUUGACUUGCUUGGAGCAUACUCAUCAUUGAAAUGGUUAAGCAACUUCAAACUUGUUCUGGCCUACAAUGUGCUGUUUGCGGCUGCAACGAUAUGCUGUGUGUUCUCACAGAUCACCAGUCCAGUGAGGAAGCAAAUAGUGAAAAAGUUUCAACAGUUGCGAUGCCGUCGAGCAGUUGAUGAUGAAAUGCCUGAGAAGAUCGAAUAG
Necator americanus (New World hookworm) is the source of this 1959-nucleotide messenger RNA. RefSeq lists its product as uncharacterized. The transcript is spliced from 16 exons. The coding region runs from base 1 to 1959 and encodes 652 amino acids. Gene Ontology annotation, molecular function: transmembrane signaling receptor activity. Gene Ontology annotation, cellular component: plasma membrane. The record is from RefSeq and is a predicted model, not a curated record. NCBI's taxonomy places the organism in Eukaryota, Metazoa, Nematoda, Chromadorea, Rhabditida, Ancylostomatidae. Gene Ontology annotation, biological process: signal transduction.